Molecule: messenger RNA, 1806 nt
Organism: Tripterygium wilfordii
Lineage: Eukaryota; Viridiplantae; Streptophyta; Magnoliopsida; Celastrales; Celastraceae
Product: probable terpene synthase 6
Exons: 10
Coding region: 1-1806 (601 amino acids)
Biological process (GO): diterpenoid biosynthetic process
Molecular function (GO): magnesium ion binding; terpene synthase activity
Source: RefSeq, a predicted model, not a curated record
AUGAGUGAUAUUGGCAGCAAGAGUCCAGGCCAUGAGCAAGAGGGGGGCACAAAGACUUCGGCAGGGAAGUGGAGAGGUACAGUGAAGAGUUUUCACUUUGAGGAGAUUUCGGUGGUGAUGAACGUCGGUUAUGCCUCUGUCUGUCCAAGAAUGGUCUUGGAAGACCUAGGGCUUGCUAAGAAAUUCAUAAGUACCCUUGGCAAUCCACUAGAUGCAAAUUGGAGUAAAUUUGGAAAAUGCCAUAUUGGCAAGAAGCUAUUUCGAAGAGUAAUUCAUGAGAGCUCAGUCAAAUAUUCAAGAAAGCAUAAAUCACUGAAGCAUUUAAAGGAGAUCUUCCCAUAUGAUGCAAGAAUGAAGUCGGCUAAGAAGGAAACAAAUAAGAUGAUGCAAGUCAAGACCAGCCAAGCAAUGAAUCAAAUCGAAUAUGAAUCAUACACGAGAGAGGUAAAUGUUCUAAAAGAAGUGAAGGAUAUGUUAAUGGCUUCAACAAGCAAUCCAGUCCAGAAUAUUCAUUUGAUUGACUUGCUAUAUAACAUUUUCCGUGAUCAUGACUAUGAUUUGGAUACUAUGGCUCGUCUGUUCCGGUUAUGUCGACAGUAUGGAUAUGAUAUAUCUUGUGUUGUGUUCAAUAAAUUCCUGGAUGGUGAAGGAAAGUUGAAGGCAAAUCUUGUGAGCGAUACAAAAGCAAUGUUGAAUUUGUAUGAAGCUUGUCAUGUUAGCCUGCUUGGAGAAGAUAUUCUAGGCAAAGCCCUUUCGCUUACGACAACUCACUUGAAGGCGGCCUUGGCGAAGGAGACAAGCCAGCAUCUAGCAAAACAUAUAAUGAAUGCCUUGGAGCAGCCCUUCCACAAGGCGAUCCCAAGAUUAGAGGCAAGAAAGUAUAUUCCUUUCUAUGAGGAGGAGGAGUGCAGUUGGUGGAAGGAGACCAAUCUAGCUUCCGAGUGCUCUUUUGUGAGAGAUAGAAUCGUAGAGAUGGAUUGUUGGGGAGCAGUAUCAACAUCCGACCCACGUUAUGGACGAGCCAGAAUUACUUUUACCAAAACGAUGAUGUUGCUAUCUAUGAUCGAUGAUGUAUACGACUCCUACGGUACACCUGAAGAACUUAAAGGUUUUGCAGACGCCAUUCGAAGGUGGGAUAUGUCUGCGAUGGAUCUAGUGCCCGAUUAUUUGAAGAAUUUUUAUCACAUUCUCCUAAAUCUUUAUGAAGAAUUAGACAAGGAAAUGACCGCUGAAGGAAGACCUUAUAGUGUCCCUCGCCUGAAGGAAUUUACUAAGGAAGGUUCAGAUGCCUAUCAUAAUGAAACUCAGUGGUUUGACAAAGGAUACGUUCCCUCAUUUAAUGAAUACAUGAUGACUGCACUUGUCUUAGCUAUUGGUCAUCUAAUGACUGCGGCAUCUUUUGUUGGGAUGGAAAAUGCAAAAGCUGAUGCAUUUGAAUGGGUUCACAGUAGUCGUAGAAUUAUAGUGGCAGUCAGCAUAAUCCUUCGUCUUACCAACGACAUCCUAUCCCAUAAGCGAGAGCAAACAACUGGGCAAUCUGCUUCAAGUAUUGAAUGCUAUAUGAGGCAAUAUAGUCUCUCAGAAGAGGAGGUGAUUGAGAACGUUGAAAAGAUGAUCGCAAAACAGUGGAAGAUCAUCAACGAGGAGUUUAUGAAGCCAACUCCUAUCUCAAAUCAUCUCAUAUCGGUGGCCAUCGGUCUGGCACGGAGCAUGGGACCAUGGUUCCAGUUUGGAGAUGGAUAUACAGAACCAGAAUAUGCUGAGGAAUUGAUAUCUUUAAUGUUCAUAGAAAAACUCAAAAUUUAA